UCAGCGUGUGAAGGAGGCGGAGGCGACGCGGGGUGCCGGCUGCUCCCGUAAUCCGCCGCCGCGCACACGACCCCGGCCUGAGGCGGCGGCGGGCACAGACCCACCGAUUGCUGCGACGCCAUGGAGGGCGGCGGGGGGAGCGGCAACAAGACCACAGGGGGCUUGGCCGGCUUUUUUGGAGCGGGCGGAGCGGGGUACUCGCACGCGGAUUUGGCCGGCGUCCCGCUAACUGGUAUGAAUCCUCUGUCUCCUUAUUUAAAUGUGGAUCCACGAUAUCUCGUGCAGGAUACAGACGAAUUUAUUUUACCAACUGGAGCUAAUAAAACCCGGGGCAGAUUUGAGCUGGCCUUCUUUACCAUUGGAGGAUGUUGCAUGACAGGGGCUGCAUUUGGAGCAAUGAACGGUCUUCGGCUAGGAUUGAAGGAAACACAGAACAUGGCCUGGUCCAAACCAAGAAAUGUCCAAAUUUUGAAUAUGGUGACCAGGCAAGGAGCACUUUGGGCUAACACUUUAGGUUCUCUGGCUUUGCUCUAUAGUGCAUUUGGUGUUAUCAUUGAGAAAACACGAGGGGCGGAAGAUGACCUUAACACGGUGGCGGCCGGAACCAUGACGGGCAUGCUGUAUAAAUGUACAGGUGGUCUUCGAGGGGUAGCCCGCGGUGGUCUCGCAGGACUAACAAUCACCAGCCUCUAUGCUCUGUACAAUAACUGGGAGCACAUGAAAGGCUCUUUUCUUCAGCAGUCACUUUGAGGAUUGUGCCAACUGGUGAGCAGAGGACACUUCAGUAGUAACCCAGAUCCAAUUACAAGUCAGUCUGGAGUUAUGCUUUAUCAACAAUUAGUUUGAAAAAUUGGAGGUUCUGAUUUGCUAUGAAGAUCAUGGAUGGCUGACCAGGACUGGCACUCCGUCCAGCCCUUAGUGAGCUGAUGCCAAAACCCUUUGGUGGCACACUGAGUCACGUGGUUCUCUUCACUCGGAGAGGAAAUCGUGUACCUGCUCUUCUCUCUCCUACCCCUGAACUGGAAAACCACUUACUCUCAGAAUUCAAGUCAUGUUUGUCAUCAAUAUUAUGCCACCGAGAUUAUUAAUUUAAUGAUUCAAAACUGUAAUGUUGCUCUGUGUUCUGAAUAAAGGGUGAAAAUGAACCAAAGUCGUAACUCCAACAAACAUAA
This is a messenger RNA of Tupaia belangeri chinensis (Chinese tree shrew), 1172 nucleotides long. Its product is annotated as mitochondrial import inner membrane translocase subunit Tim23. The transcript is spliced from 7 exons. The coding region runs from base 121 to 750 and encodes 209 amino acids. The record is from RefSeq and is a predicted model, not a curated record. Gene Ontology annotation, biological process: protein import into mitochondrial matrix. Lineage: Eukaryota; Metazoa; Chordata; Mammalia; Scandentia; Tupaiidae. Gene Ontology annotation, cellular component: TIM23 mitochondrial import inner membrane translocase complex. Gene Ontology annotation, molecular function: transmembrane protein transporter activity.